Molecule: messenger RNA, 604 nt
Organism: Pelobates cultripes (western spadefoot toad)
Lineage: Eukaryota; Metazoa; Chordata; Amphibia; Anura; Pelobatidae
Source: the annotation of a GenBank genome assembly
AUGGAUAAUCCCUGCACAAAUAACCUCAUCCUGUAUCACUGGCUUUGGAGUGGAUUACAAACCCACCAUUCUCGCAAACCAGCAGCUGCAGACUCCUCCCUUUUGUAGCCUGGGGCUGCCCUGGCAUGAGAAGCGGCCUGUGGAGAGUUCGAGCCUCGUACACUCCCCCUCUGGGCCGGCGGGGAAUAUCCCGGCCCCCACCGAGCGAGUACUUACCUCUGCGGAGCUCCUGGGCGACAUCAGUGAGGGUGGCCUACAUGUGGCCCCCCUAAAAUGGACGGCCGUAAUGCUGCACAAGCUCACCUGCAACCUAGCAACUGGGAAGCUGAUUUCCAGGAAAGAUUCAACACCAUGUACCAACAAUAUUGGAGAGGCUGGGAGGAGCGGCGCAGGCCACCUACAAAGCCAGUAUCUAUGGCGCAACCUCCAGACAGAGCUCCGGUUCAGUGCCCCCCUCCCUAGCCGGCUUCAACACGCCAACACAAACAACACCCACAUUCAAGCAAGAAAUCCCCUAAGCAGCGGUCCAUAUCACAGCUCACUGGAAGGCGACCUUUUCCCAGCCGCAUACUCACCGCUUGGAAAGAUCGAGCUGGCAAGCUGA